This is a messenger RNA of Thermochaetoides thermophila DSM 1495, 1008 nucleotides long. RefSeq lists its product as uncharacterized. The record is from RefSeq and is a predicted model, not a curated record. Bases 1 to 1008 code for a protein of 335 amino acids. NCBI's taxonomy places the organism in Eukaryota, Fungi, Ascomycota, Sordariomycetes, Sordariales, Chaetomiaceae. The transcript has 2 exons.
AUGUUUGGCAUCUUUGCGCACUUCCUCUCCUCAGUCGCCUCCUUCCUCUUCCCAAUCUUCGCCUCUUACAAGGCGCUGAAAGCCGGCGACCCGUCCCAGCUCACGCCAUGGCUCAUGUACUGGGUGGUCCUCUCCAUAGCACUACUGAUCGAGUCCUGGCUCGGCUGGUUCCUUUUUUUCGUGCCCUUCUACAGCUACGCGCGCCUGCUCUUCAUGCUGUAUCUUGUCCUUCCCCAGACUCAGGGCGCACGCACGAUCUAUGAGGAAUAUGUCCAUCCCCGGCUGGAGGAAAACGAAGCCGCCAUCGAGGAGUUCAUUGCCUCCGCGCAUGAGAGAUUGAAGGCCGCGGGCAUGGAGUACCUCAAGCGGGCGAUCGAGGCAGUCAGGGUUAAUGUCCUGGGACUGCCGCCGAGUCCACCGGAACAACCUCAGCCGGCCCAACAAACACCCCAAGGCUACACUGCAUCUCUGCUUGCACGGUUCUCUCUCCCUUCUCCCCGCUGGAUGUCCGGUACUGGCGCGCAGCCCCAAACAGGAACUUGGACCGGCACAGCUGCAGGAAAUGAUUUCUACUCCCUCCUCUCCUCCGCCGUCUCCAGUCUCGCCUCCCCCCUGGUCAGUGGUAGUGCCUCUCAUGAGACCUCAACCACACCAGGUGCUACACCCUCAGGCCUCAUGCCCGAAACAGUCCGCUCGGCGAGUGCAGCUGCCCGGAUGACGUUCAUUCAAGCUCAGCGCGAGCGUCUGCGCUUGGUUCUGUCUGCACUUGAACGCGAGGAGCAGGCUGCGCAGCAGCAGCUUCAAAACGAGGAGAGCGGGGAUACGUUGAGUCCGGGGAAGAGGAGCAGGAGUGUGGGGGACUUUGAGAAGGUUGAUAUUGUGGAGGGAGAGGAGGAGCAGGGGGUAAGGAGGAGGAAUACCGCUGCGGGGACGAGCAGUGCAGGAGAAGGGAGUGGGGGGUGGUUGUGGGGGUGGGGGAAGGGGAAGAGUUCGGGGGUUGAGAAGUAA